This is a messenger RNA of Anopheles coustani, 5175 nucleotides long. RefSeq names its product vinculin (gene Vinc). Gene Ontology annotation, cellular component: actin cytoskeleton. Gene Ontology annotation, molecular function: actin filament binding; structural molecule activity. The record is from RefSeq and is a predicted model, not a curated record. NCBI's taxonomy places the organism in Eukaryota, Metazoa, Arthropoda, Insecta, Diptera, Culicidae. Gene Ontology annotation, biological process: cell adhesion. The transcript has 4 exons. Bases 373 to 3267 code for a protein of 964 amino acids.
CGCAGUUUUGUUGCAGCUCGUACUGCUGCAUUUCAAGUUUCCAGUCGAAAGGAACACGUCCCCGGGGUUCACCAUUCCCGAUCGCAGCCAACGCGAACUGUGAGCUCUUCCGGUUGAAUGAUUUCGCUCGAGCCGCAGCCGUAACCGCAUCCGUGCUGAGGCGAACUACUUCUACAGACUCCGGCGAGUAGAGGGAGCACACGGCGAUCGUGCCAGAAAGAAGCGCGCACGAUCGCAGCACAGGGAAAAAAGGCAGAAGAUCGUCCGUCAUCCCCGACGGUUUUAGACGCACACCCCAAACGGAGCGUACCCCUUGAACUAACCUGCAAUUGCAUCACCCAUCUCAUCAACACCACCACCAGCAGCAUCAAAAUGCCUGUGUUCCACACAAAAACCAUCGAGAGCAUCUUGGAGCCAGUGGCUCAGCAGGUCUCCCGGUUGGUGAUACUGCACGAAGAGGCGGAAGAUGGAAAUGCUAUGCCGGAUCUCGGCCGGCCAGUACAAGCCGUGUCGCUGGCAGUGACAAAUCUGGUCCGCGUUGGGCGCGAAACCAUACAAAACUCGGACGACGACAUUCUCAAGCAGGACAUGCCAUCGUCGCUGACGCGCGUUGAAACGGCCGCCCAGCUGCUGGAGGAGGCGUCACUGAUGCUCCGUUCGGAUCCCUUCUCCGGCCCGGCGCGCAAGAAGCUGAUCGAGGGUUCGCGUGGCAUCCUGCAAGGUACCUCCUCGUUGCUGCUGUGUUUCGACGAGUCCGAGGUGCGCAAGAUCGUGCGUGAGUGCAAGCGCGUGCUCGACUAUCUGGCCGUGUCGGAGGUGAUCGACACGAUGGAAGAUCUGGUGCAGUUCCUGAAGGAUCUCAGCCCGUGCCUCAGCAAGGUGACGCACCAGGUGAGCGCGCGUGAGAAGGAACUGACGCAUCAGGUGCACAGCGAGAUACUGGUGCGCUGUCUGGAGCAGUUGAAGAUUCUCGCUCCCAUCCUGAUCUGCAGCAUGAAGGUGUACAUCCUGAUUGCGGAGCAGAGCGGCAAGGGUUCGGAGGAAGCGGCAGAGAACCGGAACUACCUAGCGUCGCGGAUGAGCGAGGAGCUGCAGGAGAUCAUUCGCGUGCUUCAGCUAACGACGUACGACGAGGAUCAGAGCGAGCUGGACAACCUGACGGUGCUGAAGAAGAUCCACAACGUGAUCAACAACAAGAUGGAGGCAGCCAACGAUUGGCUGCGCAAUCCGUACGCACUGCGUGGCGGUGUCGGUGAGAAAGCCCUCCGGCAGAUCGUCGAGAAUGGGCUGAAGGUGGCCGACCGUUGCCUGCCGCAGGACUCGCACAUCCUGCGAAAACUCGCGGGAGAUAUAAGUGCAAUGACGAACACGCUGUGCGAUUUGCGCCAGGAUGGCAAAGGAACGACACCACACGCGGACAACAUCGCGCGCGACAUCCGUGACAAACUGGGCAACCUGGAGCAGUCGGUGCUAAACGCGAUCAUGGGAGUGGACAAGGCAGGUCUUCAGCAGACGGCGCACACCGUGCAGGGCCGUUUGGAGCAGGCAUGCCGCUGGCUGCAGAACCCCACGCAAGACGAUCGUGGACUGGGCGUGCGUGCCAUCGCGCUGAUCGUGGAUGAAGGCAGGCGCGUUGCAGACGGGCUGGGUGGACACCAGAAGGCCGAAAUGAUGCAGCUGUGCGACGAGGUGGAACAGCUGGCCCACGAUUUCUCGCAGAUGUGCGCCAACGGUUUGGGCCAUACGCCACAGGCUCAGGAGAUUGCGCGUCGGCUGAACGAGAAGCUGCACGGCCUGAAGAAGCAGAUUCAGGACGCCGUGGUCAAUCGGGUGGUGGAAGAUUUCAUUGACAUCUCCACCCCGUUGAAGCAGUUCAUGGAGGCGGUCGCACAGCCGGAAGGCACGCCAGGGAGGGAGCAGAAUUUCAACCAGAAAUCAAACCGCCUGCAGGCCUUCAGCGACCGUGCUUCGAAAACGAGCCGCAUGGUGGCCGCCGGUGGUUCGGGAGGCAAUAAAAAGCUCGCCGAGGUGCUGCUCGCAUCGGCCAACCAGGUCGACAGCCUGACGCCUCAGCUCAUCUCGGCCGGGCGCAUUCGGAUGAACUACCCGACGAGCAAGGCGGCCGAGGAACAUUUGAACAACCUCAAGCAGCAGUACGCCGAUACGAUCCUGCGCAUGCGGACACUGUGCGAUCAGGCCACCGAUCCGGCCGACUUUAUUGAAGCAUCCGAGAAGCAGAUGCAGAAGCAUUCGUUCUUGUGCGAUGACGCAAUCCGCACGCGCCAGCCGCAGAAGAUGGUGGACAACACGUCGAGCGAGGCACGACUGGCCAACCGUGUGCUGCUCGUGGCCAAACAGGAGGCCGACAACUCAGAAGACCCGGAGUACAUUACGCGCGUGAACGGCGCCUCCGAUCAGCUACAGGGUUCGAUUUCGCCGAUGGUACAGGAAGCGAAAAAUGUAUCCACUAACAUCGCCGACCCGGUGGCCGCUUCAAACUGGCGCGAAGCGAACAAAGCGCUCCUGCAGAGCGUCCGCAACGUACGUGGUGCCAUCACCCACGCGCCCGACGUUCCGGAAAUGCCCGACCUGACCCAACUGCAGCUGCACUCGAACGAGACGGUUCCACCGCCGCGGCCACCACUGCCGAGAGAAAACGUUCCACCGAUGCGUCCACCGCCUCCGGUCGUGCCCGAGACAGACGACGAGGAUGAUGUAUUCCAGGCGGGAAGCAUGCCUCACGCUAACCAGCCAAUCCUGAUGGCUGCCCACGGGCUGCACCAGGAGGUACGCCAGUGGUCGUCGAAGGACAACGAAAUCAUUGCCGCGGCUAAGCGUAUGGCCGUCCUGAUGGCACGCCUCUCGGAGCUGGUGCGGGCCGACUCGAAGGGCAGCAAGCGGGAGCUGAUCGCCACUGCGAAACAGAUCGCCGAGGCGUCGGAAGACGUGACACGGUUGGCGAAGCAACUGGCACGCCAGUGUACGGACAAGCGUAUCCGCACGAACCUCCUGCAGGUGUGCGAGCGCAUCCCGACCAUCGGCACACAGCUGAAGAUUCUCUCCACUGUGAAGGCCACCAUGCUGGGUGCCCAGGGCUCGGAGGAGGAUCGCGAGGCAACGGAGAUGCUUGUUGGCAACGCGCAGAAUCUUAUGCAGAGUGUCAAGGAAACGGUACGCGCCGCGGAAGGUGCCAGCAUCAAGAUCCGAUCCGAUCAAACCAACCAACGACUACGCUGGGUACGUCGACAGCCCUGGUAUCAAUACUAAUUUACCACCAGGCCAGGUCGGAGUUGUCCUCCCAGUUCUAGUCUGUGUGUUGUUGUCCUCCACCACCACCACCACCACCACCUUCCAUUCAAAUCCACUGCUCGCGUUAUGGUGAACAUCACCCAUGUUCGCCCCAUGUGUUCUUCCAAUUUGUCUUCUAACAACGGUCAACCGGUGUGCGUAAGUUCUGCGUUACUUAGUUGCGUUUAUUUGGAUGUAGGUACCAAUCUGCUACUUACAAUGUAGUAGCUCCAUCGAAGGUAAGAGAGUUGGUGCAAGUUAAAUAACACAAUCAUUUUAAACUGUAGCAGUUCGAUGUGGAAUUGGAGAUAUCUUUUAAAUCAACUAGAACGACAAGAGUCGAACAAUUCAAACUACAUAAAGGAGAAGAGAUUUCCUGUAUGAAGAGAUUAUAAGAAAAGAAAGUUGAAAACAGUUGUUGCCAAAUAUUACAAAGUGAAAUCACAAUGGAUCCCGGAAUUCCUUGUUCUGCUUAUCUCGCGGGUCGUGUGUAAUUAAUAGACGCAGUUGUGUGGUUGCUACACGGUUUUAACACGUUUCUGUUGGCGCGUCAACGAAAAACAAACUCCGUACAAAAAGAGAACCGAACGUGUGAUGAACAGUUUGAUCUUUAUACCGAAAUUAGCUUUAACACCAUAAACAAAUUAAAAUACACGCACUGCACAUUCUCGAUAUGAUAUGCAAAAAGGCAACAACGAAGAAAUGAAAGAGAAAAGAGGUAUUUAUAAGGAAUGGAAUGUUUGACUAACGGGGGGCAAACUUAAACUAUUAUAUAAUCGUUAAAAUGGAUUUAAACAAGUUGUCUAACUGAUGUUACGUGUAGAUAAUGCUAAUAAUGUAGAAUCGAAGAAAAAGCAGCUAAAUUAUCGCUUACUCACAGAGUCAAAACCCCGAUCCGAAGGCCGGCUGUGAGCCGUUAUUGAAAUGUUGUGCUAAAUUACUAAUUUAAAAACAAAGAUUUGCAAAUGUUCGCUAUACCACUACAAAUUGGACAACAGUUGACAAGGUGUGUCAAAAAAAAAAAAAACCAAGUAAGUUAAUUAUCCAAGAAACGUGACCGCGAUAAGGUGUUUCAAAUGUGCCUACUGUGUUUUUCUGUUGCCUUUCUAUUUGCGUUUUCCCUUGAGCAGUGCAAUAAUAAUACGAAGAAACGUACUACAUCCUGUUAAAUGUACCAAGAAAAGAAAACCGGGUAACAAUUAUCGGCAGAGUAUGCGUUCUCAUUGCUAGUGUUAAAUGUUAGACAUAUUCUUACAACGAGUUUGUUCGUGCUCUUACCCCGAUUGAUUGCAAUCAACUAAGUUUUUACGUACCAAGUAGUCCCCGUCCUCCCGGUUGUGCUUGUUUUCCCUAGACUAAUCGUAUUACCACUCCAAGCAAUAGUGGUCGCGGCAAACCGAAACCACAACACUAAUGAACAAUCGACCAACCAGACUUACCAGCCACAAAACAAUAUGAUAGAUCAUAGAUGCAGAACGCUAAUUGCAAUCAACGCAUUUUUGUAGAUGAAUUUAAGCCCUACUUCUAUACAACCGAUGCCAAUAGUGCGUGUUAUUUAUGCAGACGAAUGAAUGAAGCGGAGGAAAAAUGGAACGUAGAGGAAGAGCAGACUUGCUUGGCCGGAUAUCUUUGAGACGGCAUCGGAAUUAUGGGUGAGGAAAGUAAAACCGGAUUGAGAACGAACACUUGGAUGAUCGCCUUACUCGCAUGAAGCGAAUAGCGUGAAACUAUGGAUAGAUUUGUAACUAUAUUAACAAGUGCCUAUUUAUUGUUAUAACUACUGACAAAACACACUUUCAUUCUAUAAUACGUUCUCUUUUUCGAAUAUUGUUUUUUACUUGAAAAGUGUAGUGAGAAGAAAUAUAUUAAAAAAUACUACCACGCGUA